CGGGGUGAAGCACCUCUCCAGCGGCGACCUGCUGAGGGACAACAUGCAGAAGAAGACAGAAAUUGGAAUCCUUGCCAAGUCCUACAUUGAUCAAGGGCGGCUUAUUCCAGAUGACGUCAUGACACAACUAAUGCUGAACGAGCUAAAAGGUCUAGAUCAGUACAACUGGCUGUUGGAUGGCUUCCCCAGAACAGUUGCUCAGGCAGAAGCCCUGGAUAGAGAAUGUCAGAUAGACACUGUGAUUGACCUAGAUGUGCCAUUUGAGACCAUAAAGUGUCGACUCACAGCACGUUGGAUCCACCCUGCCAGUGGCAGAGUCUACAACCUUGAAUUCAGUCCUCCCAAAGUGCAGGGCAUGGAUGAUAUUACUGGUGAGCCACUUGUUCAGCGCGACGAUGACAAGCCAGAGACAGUUAGCAAGAGGCUGCAGGCUUACGAUGCACAAACAAAACCUGUUCUAGAAUAUUACCGGGAAAAAGGGUUAUUGAAAUCAUUCUCAGGAACAGAAACCAAUAAGAUAUGGCCACAUAUCUAUGCUUUCCUUCAAACCAAGUUGCCAGAUGUGAGCCAGAAAGAUGCUGCCACUCCCAGGUGAAAAUAGGUCUAACUUCUGCUCAUCUGUCAUAGCUUAGUCUUGAUUACAUGAGAUUCAGCAAUCAAGGAGUAAUCCAAGUAGUCUACCACACUGAUCAAGAAUAAAAGUCUAAUGCUGUCCUUAACUUACAUUAGGAUAAAAUUGUGUUGCCUGAGGUUCUCACUUUAAUGCUGUAUUUUUUUAUAUUAAAUAUACCUAAUUUU
Molecule: messenger RNA, 798 nt
Organism: Acanthisitta chloris (rifleman)
Lineage: Eukaryota; Metazoa; Chordata; Aves; Passeriformes; Acanthisittidae
Gene: AK3
Product: adenylate kinase 3
Exons: 5
Coding region: 44-595 (183 amino acids)
Biological process (GO): nucleobase-containing compound metabolic process
Cellular component (GO): cytoplasm
Molecular function (GO): ATP binding; AMP kinase activity
Source: RefSeq, a predicted model, not a curated record